This is a messenger RNA of Gavialis gangeticus (Gharial), 7293 nucleotides long. Its product is annotated as chondroitin sulfate proteoglycan 4-like. The record is from RefSeq and is a predicted model, not a curated record. The transcript is spliced from 10 exons. NCBI's taxonomy places the organism in Eukaryota, Metazoa, Chordata, Crocodylia, Gavialidae. Bases 1 to 7194 code for a protein of 2397 amino acids.
AUGGAGAGAAAGUGGUGGCAGCAAGCACCAGAGGGGAGUCAAGCAGGGAUUGGGGGUACAGGCACUGUGUCAUUUUAUGGUGACAGCUUUGUGGAAUUGAAAAUAGCAGAAUCAUCCUCCCUUACAUCCCUGCAGUUAAGAUUUCGAACCAGCAAGCCACAUGGAUUGCUUUUUCUUGCAGCUGGAAAAAAGGAUUAUUGUUUAGUGGAGUUGCACUCAGGACAUGUACAGUUAAGAAUUAACUUGGGAGCAGGGGAACAAGUGCUACAUUCUCAAAGCAGCUUCCAACUGAAUGAUUUAUUUUGGCACCUGGUGGAACUACGUCAUAAAAAAGAUAGUAUUAUUCUCAUAAUAGAUCAACACUACAGAAGCAAUGCAAAAAUGGCUGAAACUCUCUAUGAACUCAAUGAUGAACAUAAAAUCUACAUUGGCGGGAGAGGUAGCCUUGAUGUUCCUUACCUUGACAGUGCAAUGACCAAUUUUAGAGGAUGCAUUGAUGAUGUAUUAUUUAAUCAGAGGGAGAUCCUAACAUCUCUGAGACCUUACAAUAGUUUUAAAAAUGUACACGAAGUUUCAUUGGGUUGCAGUGAUGAAUUCUUUGCAGGCGAAGAAGAGCCUAUCAGUUUCUUCAGUUCCAAAUCCUAUGUUUCCUUCCCACUAUGGGACAUCCAGGGGGAAGGUGUUUUCGAGUGUGCAUUGCAGACCUCAGCUCAGCGAGGCUUACUGCUUUAUAAUUCUGGGCAAAAAGGAGAUUUCAUUGCCAUGGAAAUUGAGGAUGGACUAAUUAAGGCCUAUAUUGGAAAGAAUAAAAGUAGAACACAGCUUUAUUCUCUGAAGUCAAUCAGUAAUAACAAGUGGCACUUCAUUGAACUGAAAUUUACUGCAAAAUAUUUGCAGCUGACAAUAGAUGAAGAAACUGUGAAGACAUCACUGGCUUCACAUAGCAAGCUACCCCUUCUGAAAGGGCCUCUUUUUAUAGGUGGUAUAGAUGACAGCACACGGGCAGAAGUUAUGAAGUUGGAGCUAACUUCAGUUUCUGGGAAGUAUGCCAGAGGAGGAUCUUUCAAAGGUUGCUUAAGAGACCUGAAAUCCAAUUCAGAAAGGAAAUCAUUAAAGAAUGUUCUGGUUACAAAGGACAUUUCAGCUGGUUGUAGAGUAGAGAGUGCUUUUAAUAUCAGUUCUUCUGCGACCCCUACAAAGACUCUUAUUGCAACGGCAGCCCCAACUUCAGUCAUUUUUUCCAACCAAUUUUCCUCUGGACCUCAAGGCAAAGAGGAUAAUAGUCAUUUCUUGGUUUUAAAUAACUUGAUCGUUCCAGAAGGUGGGCAAGCAUCACUUGAAUCUAAACAUAUUAAAGUAAAUUUAGAGUUUCAUAAAUAUGGGAUUCGUCAGUCUCAAAUCCUUUUUAAAAUAAAGGAAUAUCCUUCUCAUGGUGACUUGAGAUUAAAUAUUGAACAGGGGCAGGAGGAGAAUACAUUUACCAUGUUAGACCUGUGGCAAGGAAGAGUACUCUAUGUCCAUGAUGGCUCUGAGAACACGUAUGAUUAUUUUACUUUUUCCAUUUCUACCAGGAGUAAAAAAGAUAUGCCUUCCUAUCUGAAAGGAAUUGAGCAGCAUGUGUUUAACAUUACUAUAAGUCCAACAAACGAUGAUCCUGAACUUGCACUCCCCCAGGGAAAUGUAUUUCUUCUGUUGGAGAACUCAAAGAAACGCUUGACUGCUGACCUAAUAAAAGUUUCAGAUAGAGAUACAGACUCUGUGGACCUCAGUCUUUCAGUACUUGGAAAACUGAAUGCAGAUGCAGGAUUUUUAGAAAAUUCCAAGCAUCCUGGAAAAGCGGUCACUAUUUUUUCUAAUGACGACUUAAAAGAAGGCAACAUUUUCUUUGUCCACACUGGCGUCAAAAACUCAAGGAUUGUUCUGAGAGCAAGUGAUGGAGAAAAAGUGAGCAAUACAGUUGUGUUGCGUGUCAUGGCCGUGCCUUUGGAUUAUAAAGUCGCCAACAACUCAGGAAUAAAAGUGCUACAAGGUGAAGCAGGUUUGAUCAUGCUCAGUCAUUUGGCAGUAGAAACAAAUGCUGACAACCAAGAGAUGGAGAUAAGAUAUGAGGUCACAGAAUCACCCCGAUUUGGUGAAAUUCAAAGGCAACGUUCUAGUGGGGAGUGGAAGCAAGUAAGCUCUUUUUCUCAACGCUCUAUUGAGCGUGACCGAGUGAGAUACUGCAGUACUUUCAAAGAAAUGCAGCUGGAAAAUGUUACAGAUCAAUUUAAAUUUAUGGUGAGCAUUGGAGACAAAAUCAGUGAGGAGCUCGUGUUUCCAAUUAUAGUGAAGUGGUUGAGGUAUAAUUUACUGAAACAUACACCUCUAGAAAUUGAGAAAACAAAAAAGAAAUGCUUGAAUUCAGAUAAUCUUUUUGCUGUCCUCAUGGAUAUAGAACUGCCUGAAAAUGAACUUCAUUAUAAGUUGUUGUCCCUGCCUAAAAAAGGACAAAUGCUGCUUAACAACCAACCCUUGAAAAAAAGUUCAACCUUUAGCCAAAAAAAUAUUACUGAUUGUAAGGUAGAAUAUGAAUUAAUCAGUAGACCUCAUGAAGACACUGAGGAUUCAUUUAAAUUUUUAAUUCAUACAAAAUAUUUGCAAUCCAAUAUCUAUGAUUUCAAAAUCAACAUCAAAGCAGAUCUCAGAAGCAUUAUUUUGACCAAUAAUGGCUUGACUGUAACAGAAGGUGAAGGAGAACUAAUAACAAAAACGAAACUGCUUGUGCAAAUGCUAGAUAAUAAGGUCUUCCAAUAUAAGGUUACAAAAAGUCCUCAGUAUGGAAAAUUAAAACUCAUUAAUUUUUCAGAUUCUUUAGAGAGUAAUGAUAAUAUCACCAUUUUCACUAAUCAUGAUAUAAUUAAUGAGCGCCUUAUGUAUGUCCAUGAUGACAGUGAGACCAUGUUUGAUGAAUUUCUUGCUGUCGCAUCCGUCAAAGAAUCAGGAACAAGUGUGAACUCUGAUUCAGAUACAGAACACCUAUCAGUAGAGAUUAGAUUUAAUAUCUCUGUUGUGCUGAAGAAUGAUGAGAAACCAGUACGUGUAGUUGAUAAAGUAUUUCAUGUAGUUAAUAAUGGGCAGAGGUUACUGACCUUAGCAGACCUCUGCUACCAUGAUCCUGAUUCUGAUUUUGAUGAUGGUCAGUUGCUGUACACAAGGCGUGGGAUUCCUAAUGGAGACUUGGUGCUAGUGAAUGAUACCACCUAUAGACUGUAUCAAUUCAAGCAAGAAGACCUGGAGCAAAAGCAAGUCCUAUUUAGGCACAAGGGUGCAAGUUAUGGACGCUUUGUGUUAUUUGUAACUGAUGGCAAACACUAUACAUCUUCACUUCUAGAAGUUAGCGCUUCUGAUCCCUAUCUUAGACUAGCAAACAAUACAGGCUUGUUGGUCCAGAAAGGAAAAGAAAAAACUAUUACAAUAGCUAACCUUAGUGUUAUCACAAACCAAGACAUUAGAAGUGAUCAAGAGAUUACAUACAAGAUAUUCUCAUCUCCAAAGUAUGGAAGGAUCUAUGUAAAUAACCUAGCAAUGGAUUCCUUUACCCAGCUUGAUCUGAAAAGGGGAUGUGUGAUUUACAGGCAUGAUGACAGUAACAACCUUGCUGACACAUUUAACAUUACAGUAUAUGCUAAUGCUAUCCAUUUGGAUGUUGGAAUGCAUGUCCAUGUGUACCUGCACAGUCAUCAGCAUGCACCAAGGGUCAUACACAAUAACAACCUUCUAGUUGAAGAAGGAAAAUCAGUUAAAAUCAGUAAGGGAAAACUGCAGGUUGUUCAUGAAAAUAGUUCUCCUUCUGAAAUAGUGUUCAUGGUAAGGACCCCUCCAGUGUAUGGAUACAUUCGGAAGUUUGCAUCAGAAGAAGGUUACACUAGUGCAGAACAAAAGCCGGUUUUGAUCUUUACCCAGCAAGAUAUCAAUGAUGGCACCAUUCAGUAUGUACAGACAGUUUCGGAUGAACUACGAGACCAUUUUUCAUUGGAUGUCACCAAUAGCAUCCAAGAGAUCAGUGGAAUAGACAUCUCUGUAGACAUCAUACCCAAACUGAUUCCAUUAGAAGUGCAGAACUUUACAGUAAUAGAAGGUGGUUCUAAAGCUGUGAUGGAAGACUAUAUAAAAAUUUCUAAUCCACAUUUCACAGGACUCAAUUGUGAAUUUCUUAUAAUUGAACCACCAAAGCAUGGGUAUGUUGAGAACUCUCGCUUUCCUGGAAUAAAGUUAACUAAAGUUAACAGAAAACAGGUGGAACAAGAAUUAAUCUUUUAUGUUCAUGAUGGUAGUGAGAGCCUGAUUGACAAUUUUACUCUCAUAGCAAAUGACACAGAACUGUGGAAACAAAGCUUGCCCCAAACUAUAUUUGUGACUGUUACACCAGUAAAUGAUGAGGCUCCUGUUAUAAGUAAGAACAAAAUACUUAGGGUUUGGGUGGCAUCAGUCACUGAAAUAACUGUUGACGAUCUAUGUGCAGAAGAUAAAGAUUCCUUACCCUCAGAGCUCGUGUACUCCAUUACACCACCCAGCAAUGGACACUUAGCUCUCAAAUCUUCUCCAAACAAAAGCAUCCUUAAUUUUACCCAAGCUCACAUAACUGAAGGACAGCUGGUGUUUGUACACAAUGGACCAAUGUCCGGAGGCUUCAACUUCCAGGUGACAGAUGGUUUGAACUUUGCACCUCGACAGAUUUUUAGCGUCACAGCUCAGACUCUACUUAUCAGCCUAGAAAUAAACAAAGGACUUAGCAUCUUUCCAGGGUCUAAGAAACCUAUUUCAGCUCAUGAUCUGAAAGCUGUAACCAAUGAUGUGGCUAACACAGGAAACAGAACGAUAACUUUUACAGUUUUACAUUCCCCAAAACUUGGAAGACUGAUCAGAACAGAUUCCAGCAACACCACCCAGGAUAUUUUCAGUUUUACCCAAUCCAUGGUGGAUGAAGGUCUGGUCAUUUAUGAGCAUACGCAGAUUGAGGCAGUGGGCUGGAAUGGAGAAGAUUCUUUUACUUUUACAGUUUCUUCCCCACCCGCAACUCUAGAUCUCCAGGUGUUUCACAUUGCCAUUUCAUAUGAUAUUAAUAGACAUGAUCACAAUAGUCAUCUGCUUGCAAAUACAGGUGCUGUUGUCCAGGAAGGAGGAAAAGUCCUAAUCAACAAAAUGAACUUGGAUGCUUCAAAUCUGUUGGUUAAGUUACCUGAGAUAGAACGUUCCAUGUAUGAAGUCUGGUAUCAAGUCAUAUCUUUACCACAGCAUGGCAUUAUUGUUGUUGGCGAAAGAAAUAUUACCAAAGAAAAACCUAACUUCUCCCAAUACAUACUUAACAAAUUUGGAAUCACAUAUGUACAUGAUAAUUCUGAGUCAUUCACUGACCAUUUCACUUUUGCUGUUUGGUUAAACCUGAAGAGCAAGACUGCAACAAAGCCUGAUGCUGACAUUUUGGAAGAGAUGUUUAAUAUCACUGUGGUUCCAGUGAAUGACCAGCCUCCGGAGCUGAAGACAAAAAGGCUGCAUUUGAAAUUCUUGCAAGGAGAUGCAUUUGUGCUAGGGCCAGAAAAUCUGAAAGUUGAAGACUUAGACAACACUCCAGGAGAAAUCAAAUACACCAUCAUUAGCAAUCCCAGUAAUGGCUUUUUAGCAAUGACAAAUGAUCUCACUGUACCUGUACAGGAUUUCACACAAGCUCAUAUUGAUAGUGGCAGAGUUUGGUUUGUACAUGAUGGAAGUUCAUCAUCUGGGGUCUUUUACUUCAGUGUGACUGAUGGCAAACAUCGUCCAUUAUACAAACUUUUCAAUCUUGAAGUCACACCAGUUUCCCUCGUCAUAGUCAACCUUACAGAUGUAGUACUUCCGCAGGGCCAGACCUCAGUCGCUAUUACGUAUGUACAGCUAUCAGCUACAACAAAUGGGAAAAACACCAACAUUAGUUAUGAAGUAACAGAGCCUCUCAACUAUGGACAUCUGAUGAUUGGAAGUAAGCAGGUUACUAAGUUUGAACAGGCAGACCUGCACACAGGGAGACUGUCUUAUCACAUGACAAAUCUCAGUGCAUCCCAGGAUAGGUUGGAGUUCAUGCUGUUCACUUCAGAAAGCAAUCUAACAGGACAGGUUCUGAAAAUCACGUGCAGGCCUUUGGUGCAGGUUGCAUCUGACCUAAAAAUUCCAAAUAGGGUAGCUUAUAAAUUAGGGAUCAGUGAUCUGGAUGCUACUGAAUUAGCUAACAGGACAGAUAGCAACCCCAAAUUUGAAGUGGUAGAGCCCCCAGCUCAUGGCAGAAUUGUAAGAAGACAGUCAAUAAAUGGUGCUAAAUUUGAAGAAAUUAGUAUGUUCACACAGGAUGAUAUUGACAGAGGUCUAGUGCUGCUUGAUAUAGAUGCAAAUAUGACGAGCACUGAUGUUUUAAAUGACUCGUUCGUAUUUAUUCUCCAGGCAGAUAAUGUGCAGCCAGCUGUAGGCUGUUUACAGUAUUCCAUUGUGCCAUAUGAUCCUUUACUUGUGCAGGGUUUUACUACUGAGGUGCGUUUCUCAACCACAGUAAAUACUUUACAGAGUCAUACCACCUUGAAGAGUGAACCACCAGCUUCGUCACAGAAUGAGGGACAUAUGGAAGGACCAAGACAGACUGUCCAUACCAGGUGGCGACAUCAAAAUCGCUGGGGCAGUCAACGUGAUGAGGAUUCAUGGCUUAACCUAGAAGCUGCAGUGAACAAAUCCACAUGGACUGAGACUAUGAUCAAAGCAAAUGGCCAAAGUCCCAGAGUGCAGCUGAGUGAAAGCAGCAACCCUUUGUCUAUCAUUAUCCCUCUUGUGUCAGUGUCUCUUUUACUCAUCGUUUUUGUGAUUUCUGUGUGUAUUCUGUUACUGUGUCAUAAGAAAGAAAAGGCAAAACCCCUCAUCAAAAAUCAAACUCUCAUAGUCCCCAGUAGUCCAGGUCCUUGUCCAGAACGGAGCUUGACUGUGCCCACAGUCACAGUGACUCCUCUGCUUAAUGGGGCUGAAAACCCCACAGCCUCCCCCUUCACAGCAGUCAGAUGUGAACGGUUGCUUCCCACACCGGUUGUUCCAACUGAUAAAAGAUCUUUGCAAAACAAGUGGUUAAACCUUGAUCCUGAGAUGAUACAGCACUGUCGAAAAACAAACCCAACUUUGAAACGCAGUCAGUAUUGGGUAUAGAGCAUGGCUAGCUUUCUAGACAAGGCAAACAAGCUUCUUUAGGUGAAUAUGAUGAUAUCUUUUAUUAGAACAACUUAAAUAGUUAGAAAAAAAUUUUAU